AUGUUCAGCUCGUCAGACCAAACUGUUCUGUUUUUCUCUACCAAACCUACCCGAAAGCUACUCAAAUCGCUGGCUAUUUUCUGCUUUGUUCUCUACGUGAUGCACGUUUUCUCCAGCAAUCUGUGGUGCAACUCAUCUCAUAUCCUGAAUAAUUACCUGAUUGAGUACAAUCCUUCCCGGACUUCAAAUUCUCUCCCCCCGACGAACGCUUCCCACAUUGCUUUCGGGAUUGCGAGUUCGUCGGGCACGUGGCGAAACAGGAGAUAUUACGUCGAAUCGUGGUGGCGGCCCAACGUGACGCGAGGAUUUCUAUUUCUCGAUAAAACUCGCAAGGACUUUUUUCCAUGGCCGCCCGCCUUGCCGCCUCUUCAACUCUUUGAAGACACCUCUAGGUACGAAGACUACAACAAACACAAAGCCCGACAAGCCAUCCGGAUGGUGCACAUGAUUGCCGAGAUCUUCAGGGCCGAAAACCAAGGGGUGCGGUGGUACGCCUUUAUGGACGACGACACAGUCAUUUUCAUCGAUAAUUUGGUGGAUGUUCUGUCAAAAUACGAUCACCAGAAGUACUUUUACAUCGGCGCAAAUUCGGAGUCGAUUGCGUCCAACGUGUUUAACUCGUUCGAAAUGGCAUUUGGCGGAGGUGGGUAUGUGCUGAGUUACCCUCUUGUGGAGGCGUUGGUGAAUAAUUUAGAUGUGUGUAUUGAGAGGUAUCCGAGUUUGUAUGGGAGUGAUCAUGUGGUACAAUCAUGCGUUGCUGAUUUGGGAGUUUCUCUUACUCUAGAGAAAGGAUUUCAUCAGAUUGACCUACACCACGACAUAUCCGGUUUCCUAUCGUCCCACCCGCAAUCCCCUCUCCUCUCCCUCCACCACCUCGAUGCCGUCAACCCAAUCUACCCCGCCACCGACCGCUACCACUCCCUCAACCACCUCAUGAAAGCCGCGACGGCCGACUCAUCCCGACUGUUCCAACAAACCAUAUGCUACUCCAAGCAACAAAACUUGACUUUCUCCAUCUCAUGGGGCUACUCCGCUCACGCUUACGAGGGCAUUCACCCUCCAAGCAUCUUGCAGAGACCCAUCGAGACGUUUUGGCCGUGGACUAGGUUUGCGAACCCGCCGUACAUGUUUAACAUGCGGAUUCCGUCGCGGGACCCAUGUCGAAAUCCGCGUGUCUUCUUCUUUGAUUCCGUGGAGGAAGUUGCUAGUGGGGACUAUAUCGUUACGAGCUAUAAUCAAACGGAUAUGGACCGGAUACGAGCUUGUUCAAAGAGUGAGAAUUGGUUCGUGGAUUACUUGCACCAGAUCAGGGUACUAUCCCCGUUGAGGAGAUACAAUGAGGCUGGAAACAGAAGAGAAUGUUGCGACAUAGUACAAGAGGCCGGCAUGAAUGCCUCAGAGAUCAAGCUUAGGCCUUGCAUGAAAGAUGAAUUUCUGGCUUGAAACAAUCAACAUCAAUUGUGUGUCUUACUCGGUCAAUUUAGGUAGAUUUUGAUGGAAUUAUUUGAUUGAAAAAAACAAUUAGAAGUCUAAACUU
Molecule: messenger RNA, 1537 nt
Organism: Rhododendron vialii
Lineage: Eukaryota; Viridiplantae; Streptophyta; Magnoliopsida; Ericales; Ericaceae
Exons: 4
Coding region: 1-1443 (480 amino acids)
Molecular function (GO): acetylglucosaminyltransferase activity
Source: RefSeq, a predicted model, not a curated record